GUCUCUAAACUACGCAAUUCGUUUGUCUCGUAUGACAAUUCCGUGACACGAUCCUUAAACGCAUCAUGUUUGUUCACACAGAAUAAAUAAUUGCAUUAGAAAUCAGAAUUUUAGUAAAUUAAUUGUCAUCACGUUACCAAAUCAAGCAAGUGUUUUUAUUGUGCAAUUCUGUAUGAUCAGCGUGUCUUUCAUUAAGAUUGUAAAAUGAAUCAUUUAAAACAUAUUCGUGGCAUAAGCGUUCGUGCUUCAUCUAAUGCUGCUUUGCCCUCGCAUUAUGGACAGCAUGCUAAUGUAUAUUCCGAGAAUCUUCACUUAAAAUCUCAUUGUCAGUUAUUACGAUCAAAUCCAUUAUGCGUAGUAAAGAAAAAUCAUGGUGAUGCUAAAGAUUUGGGGCAGUUUCGUCAAGACAGUCUACGACUUGUUUCCAAAGAGAGCAAAACGAUUUGCAAACAACGUAGUAAAACCAAGUCUAGCGUAACUUCGUUAAAAAAGAAAUCGAUAAUGCAUAAGAAAUCACCAUCGGAGAGUAUAACAAAAAAAGUGUGCCAUUACUCUACGUGCCGGAAUGUCAAAUUUAAUAGCAAUGGAAUUAACAAACAACUCAUGCGUCAAAGCGAAACGAUAAAUGGCGUGAAAAACAUAAAUCGUCAUAGUAGUUUCAUUGCAUCCGUUGAGAAACGUCCCCGAUCGUAUGCAGAAAUUAUAUCCGAUUACAGCGAAUCUUUAUACAAGGAAUCUGCUGUAGGCGCACGAAAUAAUAGUUUCCAUUUCAACAAUGCAAUACGCAAGAGCCCAUUCAGUACCUUCUCGACUUCACUUCCCGCUAAGAAAAUUAUGAACGUUGCUGAAUACAGUGAACUUUCAACUGAAAGACAAAAAAUUGAUUUUCCUCUUCCCGUUAAGUCUCUCGAUCUUUGCAAUCGAAGUAAUAACAUAAACACUGUUGAAUGUUAUGAUUUUCAACAUAGUACGUGCACGGCAGAGGCAAUGAAUAUCAAGCAGAAUUGCGUUAUUACAAAUGACUUGAGGAACGAUCAAUCUUAUGCGAAAUUAAUUGCUGAUUGCAGUAACGGCAUGCAUAAUAUUCCUGUUACAAGUGUUUUGAACGAUGAUCUGAUACCAAAAAGGAAUGUGUUGCCAACAAAUUCUUUCGAAUCUGUCAUCGCUCCGAAAAAAACUAAUACAUGUACGCAAGAAUCAACGCAAAAGAUAACUCCUAGUGUUGAUACAUUAGAAAAAAAUAUCAAAGAACAAGUGAUUAAUUUAAAGGAAAAUGAUUUGUUAAAAGAAAUGGAAAACGUAAUGAGUGAUUUGAAGGGAAUAAUCGAAAGAAAAGAUACAAGAAUCGAUGUUCCUAAGAUAAAAAAGAGUGAUAUUUUGCAAUCUGUAUCUAGUAAUUUGGAUAAAAUUCACGAACUUGCAGAACUUAUCGAACCUAACAAGCAAAAGAAGAAGGAUGUAACAUUCGGAAAGUUGAGCUGUCAAUUGAACCAAAUUAAUAGAAUGGAAAAACGUAAAAAUCUUGAAUUUCAAAAGCACAAUUAUUCGCAUUUAAGUGACAAGACUUCAAAUCUGCCACAAAACUUUGGUAAUGUAGCGGAAAGUUCAGUCGUAAGGAAGAAAUCCACACAUGCGUCAACUACCGUAUUGAAACAGCCGCAGGUCAAAUUGCGCAUGGUACCUUCUGAAAAAGAGUCCAUUGUGUCGAUCAACGUAGACCAAGCUUCAACUGGAUCAUCAGAUCCUUUAAAUUCCAAACAUCUCUCUGUCAUUGUGCAAUCUGAUCAGAAGGAAGAGUUAGCGAAUACCCAAUGGAACGCUCCAGCACUUCAGCAUAUCACCAAAAGUGCAUUGCAGCGCAAUGAUUUCGGUCCAAUGCGUAUUUCGAUUAGUGAGGACUCUGCGCCGGUUAAACAGAUUGAGUUUUCAAUCAACGGCAAACCGGUUUCGGAACUGAAGAGCAUCACCGCGCGAACAGAGAGACUAGACGUGGUGAGUUCCAUGGACAAAAUCGAGAUCAGGAUACCGUUCGCCAAGGACGACUCGAACACGUUGGACAAAAGCAGAGAGGAUAACACGCCGAAAGGAAUCAAUUCGAAUGUAGGGCAAAUAUUGAACGUGCAAAUAUCUGCUAAUUUUCAAGACGAAUCUACGAAAAGUAAUAGCGUGGAAAAACCGGCAAAGGCAAUACAACAUCAGUAUGAUAAAAAUGUGGUAUCAAAAUCACCAUCGUCACUUUUUAAAAGUUCUUAUUCGUUCGAUAAUGUCCCUAAAACUUAUGAUGAAAAUCUUAACAACAUUAACCUACCACAACACGAUAAAAUUGAGUCUGCCAAACGAAUGAAUAUUACUUUUGAUGAUAAUAAACAUAUUCACGAAUACAAAACUUCGGAUGACGUUAAUUUUAACACCCAACACAAAACGACGAAAGAUUUAUCAGUUGACGAAACGAUGACAGGCGUUUCAUUCAUCAAAGAAGUAAAUAAUGUUAAAGUUGAAAGCUUGAAUGUAAGAAAAACGAAUACCACAGGAUUUCCAAAGGCGAAUGUAAACAAUAAAAAUGAAUCUUCUGACAAUCGCGUUCCGUCGAACAUGAUACCUUGGUGGUCUUCUUCGGAUUCCUUCAACAAGAUAAGAAAGAAGCAAGAUAAUCAUAGACCGCUUACAUCACCAUUAAAUCGAAAUGAACAAAAAACAGUUUCAAAUCUAAAUCAAAAUCUUAUUUCUAAAUCUUCAUUGUCAAAGCCGGAAGAAACGUCAAAUUCAAAGAUGAAGAAAACUCAAACGACAAGUGAUACUACAAGUGAUUCUGGCAAUAUAAUUUCUUAUUCGAAUUCUAUGAAGUUAUAUAAAGAAUCUAAACCUUUUCAUUAUGCAUUUAGAUUAAAACCAAAUCAAGGAUAUCACGAUAUUAUUCCUGAAAUUGUAAAGAACGAUUUGAAAACUGAAGAUAAUCAGACGUUAACUGCAAAGAAAAAUAUCAAUAAAAUUUCUGGAGUAAAACAAACAGAAUCAAUUGCAUUAUUUAGAUCUGAUACAAUAAAUAUAAAAGACAAGCAUGAUGUAAGCGUGAAAGAAAAUGCAUCUGUGCUACAAAGAAAAAUCAAGAUACCAAGCAGUGCGCAGAAUUUACCACCCAGAAAUCAAGAACAUAAAAAUAAUUAUUCGCUAAAGCAGACAAGAUCUAUUGAUAAUGUAUCUAAAGAUAUAAAAUCUAAAAUAAAAGAAAAAUCAUUCAAAAGGAAAGAAGAUGAUGCUUUGGCCGAUGGUGACUUAAAAAAAGAAGUGUCGUUAAGAAAACUGACAGCAAGUUUAAAUAGUAGAGUGAAAGAAGUUCAAUCUCCAUCUUCGAUAAUUAUGACAAAAGAUUUGAUUUCAAAGUCACCUAGCGCAGAAAUAAUAUCAAAGAAGGUUGAUAAGACAACAUUAAGAAAACAAGAAUCGGCCAAUACAAAAAAAUUACAAACAAAGAUAGAUAUCUUGAAGGAAAAAGAUUUAAUAGUAAAAAACAAUACAAUUAAAACACCGAACGAAAACAACAUUGAGAAUAGAAAAGGGGUACCUAAUGAUUAUAUGAGCUCUUUAAGGAAUCCCCCAAACUUGAUACAAACAUUGAAAAAACAGGAACAAUUGGCUAACAAUAGUAUCGUUUUUCAAGAUAAAUCGAAAGAAAAUUUAAAAUCGUUAAUAAAGACAAAUAAAAAUAGACCUAAUUCUUUAUUAAACACAAUGAGUUCUUCAAGAACAAUGCAAAAGUCAGAAGAAUUAAAAAAGACAUUAUUAGAAGAGUCAAAGCAAAAUAGACCGAAGAGUUUAAUAAAUAUAAAAAAUAUUUCAGAAGCAGUUCAAGAAUCCGAAAAAUUAAGAAUCUCGAAUUCAAGAUUGAUUGACCUAUCCAAGGAAUCUUCAGAUACGACAACGUUAAAUAAAACGCAUUUGGAAACAAUAAAACAAAUACAACCAAAAUCAAAAAAUAUAAAUAAAAAAACAACUGAUAUAAGUAAGUUAUGCUCUUUACAAACAAUAUCUGAUUCAACGUCGAGAAUAAAAGAUUGUGCCGUAUCUAGAGAAUCUAAUGAAUAAAAAUACAGAAGAGAUAUCUGUUACUCGAUCUAUGAAAACGAAAACGACCGAUAUAGCAGCCAAAAUCGUAAAUCAAAAUCUCAACAGCAAGGAUCUCCCAAAGGUCAACGAGAAAAAUUAUUUCAAUAGGUCAAGAUCGGAUAAAGAAUCAGCUGGUUCUUCGAGGAAACCGAAUGAUUUGAUUGGUUUUAAAUCGACUGAUUUAAAGACGAAAUCCAGAGUAAUGCCAAGUAACAAUUACAUUUAUACGAGAAAAUGGUUCAUGGAAUCAUUUUAUUAGAAUAGGAAAAAUGAUAUUGUAUCGAACUCGCAGUCAGUUAUAUUCAAAGUUCGACAAAACUUGAAUGGCGUCGACAUGUUAGAACAUCCUGCGUCAAGCGUAAUUGCAAGUGACGGACUGUGGAUUAAAACGGACAGACCAGAGAAAAACAUAUUAUAUUCCGCAUGGUUACAACGAUCCGAAAACGAUAUAAAGAAUGAGAAAUUAUUUUAAUCUCUUAUUUUAAAAAAGUUUCCACACACACGUAGAAUUUUGUUAAAAUGUAUUUAUAUUAUGUUAAAUUUUCAAUGUGUCUUCAAAUAUCAUCAUUUAUCGAUGUUUGUAAAUUAAAGAAAAAACGUUUUA
Messenger RNA from Monomorium pharaonis (pharaoh ant), 4708 nucleotides. RefSeq names its product nucleoporin nup211-like. The record is from RefSeq and is a predicted model, not a curated record. The transcript has 2 exons. The coding region runs from base 205 to 4083 and encodes 1292 amino acids. NCBI's taxonomy places the organism in Eukaryota, Metazoa, Arthropoda, Insecta, Hymenoptera, Formicidae.